UCAUUUUCUUGAUUGUGGAAGCAUGCCAUUUCAUCACAGUUGUGCAGAGAGUGGAAGGUGGUUACUGGUUGGCAUAUUCACCAUUAUUUCACCAUGACAGAAAUAGCAGAGAGAGGAGUUUCUGUGCUGCCGAUCUCCUGGUGAUGCCCCAGAAUUAACCGCCUGGAGGGGGGCAGCCCUGGGAAUGUCUCAGAACUUCAUCGUCACUAUUUUUACCAUAAUUACCACCACCAUCAUGACCAUCAUGACUAUCCAUCCCACUUUCUGUUAUUAAGAGCCAUAGUAGAGAUGAAAUGGCACUCUGCCAUUACCCUAAGGCCCAUGGUCAUAAAUCACCAUAAUCAAACGAGAGAUAUACAUUUACUAUUGAGAUUUUGGAAUAGGAAAAUAAACAGAAGCUGCUUAAUCGACUUAGGGAUCAGUCAAAAUCAGCCAAGUAGUUUUGUACACAGCCUUGGUACUAUCUGAGUGUGUAUCUGUGUAGUUACUGUUUAUGCCCAACUGGCACAUGCACACAGGUCAGGUUCAGACCUGGAGAGAGGAAGUGGGCAGUGAACUACAGGUCAGUGGUCUGGACAACAGUCCUGAUGGACAGAUACAGUACCUACUUCCUCUUUUCGUGAGCAGAGAACCCUAACAGGGAUGUGGUCUCGGGAGUAUGUUGGUAUAUGUUUGUGUGUGUUGUGGGGGAGAAGCUCUAUAUGCAUCACAUACUGUACAUACUACCCCUUUCAAAUCAUGACUCUCCAGAAGGGCUUCCCUCACUCUGGUGACUUCCCCCUCUGCUCUCACAGUUAGGAGGAACACUGACAGAUUCCCCAUCUCUUGGUCACUUUUUAGUUUCAGUACUUUUUUCUUUUUUUUCAUUACCUUUCCUUCCCAAUUUUAGCAAUCAAGAGGGUACUCACGAUACCACGGAACACUGAAACUUUUGCUCUGCUCUGCUCUAUUGCAGUGUGUGGACAGUACCUGACCACAGCAAUCCAUUUCCUUAAAUCUCGGAAAAAGAGCGCCACCAUGUGGUGGUCUCCGAAAGAGGUGGCGGUUUAGAUCCCGGGACUGUCUCGGCGUCACGGUUUACAUAUAUAGAUCUACACGUGUGCGUGUUCGUGGGUGGAGUCUGUUUUUAAGGGUUGCGGACUCUUUUCGUUGCAUUCCACCCAAAGAGGAAAUCCGCCUUGUUUAGUGUAAUACCACACAGCGCUUGGGGAGACUACCAAGCAAGCAGGGCUGAGGCAUUCUUUUUGACUCUAGUUAGCGAUGACAUUUGAACUUUAGGCUGAGGUCAGGGUUUGGAAGCCUACCUCAGCUAUAAGAAGUCCCAAAGUUAAUCUCUAAAGGCUAGAGAGAGAGUUUGAGAGAGGGUUCUGAGAAGUACUCAUGGCCAAUUGUAAGGGUUUUCUACAAUCUCAAUCUCCCACUGUACAUCGAUACUCUGCCAUAUUAUUUGGAAUAGAGAAGCCCUAAAGACCAUAACAAGCAUAAACUGUCCACAUUCAUUUGGAUACUAAUUUUGAUCCCUCUCCGGGGGCUUUGUAACAGUGAGAAAUGUAUUGGGAAAACGUUUAGUACAAAUCAUUGUGGAGUUUCUGUCAGUUGUUCUUCCAGUUGAGGGUCCAAAUGCUGAAGAACAGUUGAGUGUAAGUCUAAAUCCAUUGGGGGGAGUGCUGGAACCAUUUCAGUCUGAUUGCAUACCCGAGCCGAGAUGCACUAAGAUAAACUCUUCUUGUCCGAGAGAUAACUUAUUAUUUGGACAUGAUCCAUUCUCUCUAUAUGCCAGGGGCGACUGAAUUUUUGAUUGGCAGUACUGUCUGAUAUUUAUCCUGUAUAAACGUUGUACAUGUACACAUACUACUAACUAUAACAGUAUUUGUAUUCCAUCUAUUACAAUGUAUCCAGAAUUGAAUCCAGAGUCAUGUCAGAUCAUUGAUUAAAGACCACUCAACACGCUGUGUUACCUGAGCUGUGGAGCAGUGAAAUGUGCUGUACGUAAAAAUUAGAUCUCACCAUUUUACCCACUUUUUCAACAAAUCCUUUUAAGUUGAAGAUUUAGUCGAAUGUAACCCCUUCAGCGAUGUGACCAUAAUCAUCCUCUCGAAGGAAAAACAAAUAUCUUGUCUUAAAUUGUUUAAUAUUGUUUGCUGUAGGGAAACAGAGGACAGACAGCAGGACGACAGAGGGCCGACCUCAUUUGAACAGAGCCUUUAGUGUUUGGAUUGGACGCCCCCCUAAGUUCUUCAGAGGGGGGCUGGAUCUUUCACGGCCAUAGAGACAGAAACUGCACAGUAAGCACUAUUAAUAUAAGGGCAUGAAAAGGUUGUUAUCAAUAAACAUCACAUUGGUAAGGUUUUAGAAGAACAAAGGGUAUGUAUUUUACACAGUUACACAGUUCUAUUUUGAAAAGUGCACCAUGUUCUAUGAUACCACACAAUUUAUUGUUGAAAGGACAUCAAAAUACAUUUAUGAGCAAGCAGUAAGCAUUAUUAUAAAUUGGUCUUUGUUGAACAUGACUUUCAUUAUGAGCUGAAUAUUGGCUCAUGGCUUACAAACUAACUGGGUUGACUGUACCCAAGGAAUCAUAGCAUAGGUUCUAUAGCACUAGAUGCUGACAGGACAGUGGAUACACAAGGACAGAACAGGAGACACAAUGAAAAAGCAGACCAUUGCUCCACAGUGACUCCAUGUGGCUUGUCCUUAAGUCCUUGUUUAUGCAGAUGUUGUUUGUCAGGGUCCAGGUGGAAGAGUCAGCCAGUUUAAACCACCCCCGUCUCUUUCCACAACAUCCUUCCAUUGAGACAGACACUAUGGGGGUUGGACCCAUGGAGGUGUUCUGUUUAAUCCUGUGGUUAGACCCGAUAAAAAGGACCAGUGUGUCCAUCCAUCCUGUCACAGUACCUGGAACCACUUGGAGUCGUGAUCAUCCUUUCUGAGUUGUGCAGUUUGAGUGUUAACCUCAGUCUCCCUCCAAGAGAAGAUGCAGGCCUUUGCUGUCGCUGCCCUCUCCAUCUGGCUGUGUCUGGGUGCCACCACCCUGGCAGAGUCCCACGGCCCACAGCACUGCAGUAAGGAUCAUCUGCUUUAUAUCUUGUUGAGGCUCAUGUUUGCUGUGCACUGUGUGGAAAACUCCUGUUACUUGUAUGACUAUUUUGGUAAUAUUGUCAAGUUUUAUCAAAUCAACAGUCUCUUCUAACUUAAAGUAUACCUAUAUGUCUACACAUGAUCUCUGAGUUUGAAAAUCUGUCUAACUGCCGGCUUUGUCUUUUAGCAUCACCUAAUAUGACUGGGGUCCUGACUGUGGUGAGUAGCCCUCUUGUCCAUUAACCAUUAUCAAUAUCCAGUGUAAUGUUAGGACACUGUGUGGCUAUAUUGCAUUAUUUCUAAACCAAACCAGACUCUCCUUUCAGGCAACCCUGUUUUUAUCCACUGAUGUUUUCUUCUAAAAACAACUCUAUUGGCACAGUUGGCUUAGUUUUUGCAGGUACAGAAUUGGGUCAUAUUAAUCUCUCUAUAUAUCGUUAUCUCUCUCUUGAUCUAUUUUCUCUCUUGAUAAAACAGCUGGCCCUUACAGGAGGUGAAAUCAAGGCAACUGGACAUUACAGCUACGACUCUACGGACAAGAAGAUACGUUUCACUGAAAGUGAGAUGCACCUCAACAAGACUGAACAUCUGGAGGACUACCUGAUGCUAUUUGAAGAGGGGGUCUUCUAUGACAUUGACAUGAAGAACCAGUCCUGUAAGAAGAUGUCUCUGCACUCUCAUGCUCACGCUCUUGAACUCCCCACUGGUGCAGCCCAUCAGGUUGAGCUGUUUUUGGGGAGUGACACUGUUCAGGAGGAGAACAUCAAAGUGAACAUAUGGACGGGAUCCGUGCCAGAGACUAAGGGCCAGUAUUUUUUGUCUACUACUGUGGGAGAAUGUCUACCACUCAGCACUUUCUACUCAACUGAUUCCAUGACACUCCUCUUCAGCAAUUCCGAAGUGGUCACUGAGGUGAAAGCCCCUGAAGUAUUCAAUCUGCCAUCUUUCUGUGAGGGUGUGGAGCUGGAGGAGGCUCCUGAGGGCCAGAAGAAUGACUUCUUUAGUCUGUUCAACAGUGUCUAAGACAGUGGCACCAGGACCUCCAGCCCCAACCAACCAAGAGCGUGGCCAGCUAAUCCUUCUAGAUGUUUCUCUCCCUCUCAUAACUACAUUUGAGUGUUUCAUUGCAAUUUCUUCUCUUCUGUUAGACCAGAUAUAUAUCAUAAUAUACUUUCUUUGAUUAUUCCUCUUUGAAGACAUUGCAUAAAGAUUAAUCAGAUGAAAAAAGGAAAGUUAAUGUCAAGUUGUCAUGUUAAUGUAAUCUCUACGUUUGAACGGGAUAUAAGGGGAUAUAACGUUUGUAAUUUACACUAUUAAUCUGUCACUUAAAGUUGCUAAUGCGUAGGAGGUCUGCAUAGGCAAAUGAGAUAAUAAAAACUCAACAUCUUUUCGA
This is a messenger RNA of Salvelinus namaycush (lake trout), 4471 nucleotides long. Its product is annotated as ependymin-1. The record is from RefSeq and is a predicted model, not a curated record. Gene Ontology annotation, biological process: cell-matrix adhesion. Gene Ontology annotation, cellular component: extracellular region; lysosome. Bases 3427 to 4101 code for a protein of 224 amino acids. NCBI's taxonomy places the organism in Eukaryota, Metazoa, Chordata, Actinopteri, Salmoniformes, Salmonidae. Gene Ontology annotation, molecular function: calcium ion binding. The transcript has 4 exons.